UCAAAAGGAGGACAGCACAAACCCCACCACCUCACCACCACCACCACACUCGCUCAACUAUUUUGCCUCCGUCAAUCACUCGCAAAUUCCCACACCAAGGCAACACCAAAGCCAUGGCCAACCUCCUCUCCUCUCUCUUCCUCCUCUUCGUCGCCGCCGCCGCCGUUCAUCAUCGGCAAGCCCUCUCCAUCACCUCCCCCUCCGACGUCGCCGCCCUCAAGGCCUUCAAGUCCGCCGUCGACCCCGCCUCCAUCCCCCGCUGGUCCUGCCUCGCCUCCUGGAACUUCUCCGCCGCCGACCCUUGCUCCGUCCCCCGCCGCUCCUACUUCACCUGCGGCCUCUCCUGCUCAUCCUCCUCCUCCGGCGGCCCGGCCCAGAUCACCCUGAUCACCCUCGACCCGGCCGGCUACUCCGGUACCCUCUCCCCGCUCGUCUCCGGCCUCUCCCGCCUCGCCGUCCUCGACCUCUCCGACAACUCCUUCCGCGGCCCCAUCCCUUCCUCCCUAUCCUCCCUCUCCGCCCUCACCACCCUCUCCCUCCGCGCCAACUCCUUCUCCGGCGCCGUCCCCGCCUUAGCCGGCCUCAAGACCCUCCAGUCCCUCGACCUCUCGUACAACUCCCUCUCCGGGUCGCUGCCGAGCUCGCUCAGCUCGCUCCCGAGCCUGACCCGGCUCGACCUCAGCUUCAACCGCCUGACCGGGUCCAUCCCGAAGCUCCCGCCGAACCUGCUCGAGCUCGCCCUGCGGGGGAACUCGCUCUCCGGGCCGCUGUCGAAGGACUCGUUCGCCGGGUCGGCUCAGCUCGAGGUCGUCGAGCUCGGCCACAAUUCGCUCGCCGGAGCCCUCGAGCCUUGGCUCUUCCUGCUCCCCUCUGUCCAGCAGAUCGAUCUGGCCAACAACAGCCUCGCCCGCGUCGACGUCCCGACGCCCCCGACCGCGGGCGGCGGCGGCGGCGGCAGCCUGGUCGCCGUCGAUCUGGGGUUCAACCGGAUCGAGGGGCUCGUCCCCGGCAGCUUCGCGAGCUACCCGCAGCUGUCCUCGCUGUCGCUGCGGCACAACCGGCUGAGGGGGGACAUCCCGACCGAGUUCGGGCGGAAGGCGACGCUGAGGAGGCUGUUCCUGGACGGGAACUACCUGACGGGGAAGCCGCCGGAGGGGCUGCUCUCGCGGGGGUCGGCGGUGGCCUUCGGGAGCCUGGGGGACAACUGCCUGAGGGAGUGUCCGGCGAGUUCGCAGCUGUGCGCGCCGUCGCAGAAGCCGGACGCGGUGUGCAAGCAGGCGUACGGCGGCGGAAGACCGAGGUCUUAGCUUAGCUUCCUGUCGGGUUUCAGUCAGAUUUUCGACAUUAUUAAUUUUGUUUAGGCCA
This is a messenger RNA of Syzygium oleosum, 1365 nucleotides long. RefSeq names its product LRR receptor-like serine/threonine-protein kinase FLS2. The transcript has a single exon. The record is from RefSeq and is a predicted model, not a curated record. NCBI's taxonomy places the organism in Eukaryota, Viridiplantae, Streptophyta, Magnoliopsida, Myrtales, Myrtaceae. Gene Ontology annotation, molecular function: protein binding. The coding region runs from base 114 to 1307 and encodes 397 amino acids.